Messenger RNA from Strongylocentrotus purpuratus (purple sea urchin), 8547 nucleotides. RefSeq names its product centromere protein J. Gene Ontology annotation, cellular component: centriole; nucleus; centrosome. The record is from RefSeq and is a predicted model, not a curated record. Gene Ontology annotation, molecular function: tubulin binding. Gene Ontology annotation, biological process: cilium assembly; centriole elongation. Lineage: Eukaryota; Metazoa; Echinodermata; Echinoidea; Camarodonta; Strongylocentrotidae. The transcript is spliced from 21 exons. The coding region runs from base 95 to 4636 and encodes 1513 amino acids.
AAGUUUAGCAAUAAUUUGAAUCUGCGAUUUUCGGAAGUGUUCGGUAAUAAACAAAUAUCUGAUAAGAAAGUUCAAAGUACAAAGUAUCAUCAUCAUGGAAAAUAGCCUCAUCGAUAGCCGGACUCCUGUGUUUGGCCAUCCUGUGCCUGGCAGUGUGAUGGCUUCACGUUCAAGAGCUGGUGUUCUAGUUGACCUUAUGCCUCUUUCAGGCCAACCUGCACCCCUUAGAACAGACAUUAGCCAAGACCUACUUGAGCAGAGGGGCAGCCAAGAGCAAGCCAAACUUCGGGAGAGAUUUCAGUUGCUACAACAGUGGCAGCAACAGCAACAACAUCAACUCAUGUUGCAGCAGCAGCAGCAACUGGAGCUGCUAAGGAACCAGCAAGAGGUGGUGCAACAAGCUCUCAUGCAACAGAAACUCAAGCAGUGGGGAGGUAUGAAGGUCACAAACUCGCCACCCAAGUCUCCAUCACACAGGCGUAGUCCAAAGAAAUCACCCACAGCAAGUCCUACACGUGGGACCAAAGUGCCAAGUUCGAUUCCCAAGGCCCUUGCUCAAGCAGCAAUGACCCAGCCAGUAUCUACUCAAAAUGGACAAUUGCCAGCUAUGGGAAAUCUGGAUCCAGCUUCAAAGCGAUGUGGAUCAUCAACUCUUCAGGGGGACGCCGAUCUUGACUCUGAGAGCGAGCAUCCCGGCUCCCUGAUGCUAGAGGGUGUUUACCCCCUCCCAGACACCGCGUCUGAAACCAGUGAUGCAGGCAAUGAUGAUGAUCACCACGACGACAUGUUUGAAGGGAGGAACAAAGAUGCUGAGAGAAGAGAUGAUGAGAUCUUCAGAUCGGUAUCAGAUUUCUCCAUGACCCCCACCAGUGGAAGUCCUCGGGACAUCCACCACCUCUCCAUCCAUCUCCCAGACACGGACAGGACCGAAGAAAGCCUGCCUCUCCAGUCUCCGGACCACUACCCCUCCUCUACCACCUCUCCCCAGCUAUCUCCGUUCACACCCACCACACCAUCCCGCCAUGGGGGCAAUCGUAGCACCCUGGAUGGAAAGGAGGAUGGAGGAGAGGGGCGUGGCAAGGAAGAGAGGCCUAUUGAGUCUCAGCUCGGAGCGGAAUUCAAGUCGUUUGAGGAACUGGUUGAACUGCAGAUCAAAGCUGAUGACCGAACGCUCCCUACAGCUGGCUCCACCACUUCAGAACAGACCACCGGAAGACCGCGGCACACCUUCUUGAAGAGGGGCGAGGGCAUCUCCAGAUUUGGAAUGAAACCAAGGAAACUCAAGCCUCGCAAAGACAAACCAGCUCUGCCGACUCGGAGCGGUGUCGGAGCGAAGAAGCCUAAGAGUGAUGGAAGCAGAGUUGGGGACAAGACAGAGAGCAUGGGUGGAAAGCAGAGGGAGAAUGUUGGCAAGAAGAGGCAACCAAAGAAAGAGGAGCCUCCAAAGAUUUCCAGGAAGGUCUCUAGCAAGCCCCCAUCUCAUUCUCAGCCUGAUGUGCAGGCACCGGAAAACAUCUUCAAGAAGCCCCACCCAGCUCCGGCACAGAAACCCAGGACCAUCAAACCAGUCAUGUCACCGGUGGAGAGAGAGAAGGUGGGUGUGGCCCCCCUCCAGCAUCGUCUCAUGGUGCCCAGCCUAGACCUACCGUACAGUAGCCAAUCAGAGCUUGACGACACCAUAGAGGUUUCUUUCAUGAGACGUGCUAACAUCUGGGAGAAGGAAACCAAGAUAGAGCAAGAAGAUCUAGAUGAGUUUGAGAUGUUGGAAGAGGCUGCUGAUGAUAACGCAUCAUUCUGCAGUGAAGCUUCGCUGGUCAUCAGUGUCCUCCAGAGAGCUCAGAGGAGAAAACAGGAGCUUCUUGGUGUAUCCCCACUGAACAAAAAGGCCCCUCUAGCAACUCUCCAGUCUGUGGAUGCCACUGAGGAAAAUAAUUAUGAGUCACAUGACAGACCACCUGACCAGUCACAUGACCCUACCCUGAUGAAUGGACACUAUACUGAAAAUGUGCAUAUAGCAAGUGACAAAAGGAAUGGGUAUUCUGAGCAAAGAGGUACAAAGGUGACUGAUGGUAAACCAUCGCUGGCGGUUCACAGGGAGACGGUUCCGAGUGGACGGUUGACCUUGGGUGAAGGUCACGCGGCGGAGAUACGAGAUGACUUCUACUCUUCCGGAGGAGAGUCGGAUGAAGAGACGGGGAAGGAUGCGGAUGAUGCUGGGGUAGGGAGGUCAGUGAUGAGAAAACUAUCUAAGAGAUCUUCAGAAAAGGGUUUUAUGAUGGAGUAUCAGCUGGACUCACAGCAAGACGAGGAUGAGAGUGGAAGGAUAGAGGGAAAGGAAGUCAGCAGACAUCUUGGAAGGUUACAUGACAGUGAUGAUGAAGAGGAGGAGGAAGAGGAAGAGGAAGAAGAUUUUGAUAUUUAUAGAACAGGAAUGAAUGAAAACAAAAACAAUAAUAGCAACACCAAUGUUAGACAUGAAAUGCUGCUGACACAGAACAGGACCGCAAGCAGUCAAUUCAUAAGAACUUCCAGCAGCACAACAGCUAAGGGCUCACACCCGAAUGAAAAUGGAGAUACCCACAAUGGCCAUUCAGUGGGAAAGAUUAACAUAUCAGAUGAGUUUGAAGAAGAUUUUGAGGGAACACCAAGGAAGACCAUAGCGUCCCCCGAGGUUGCGAAUCAAGUUGAGUUUGAAGAUGAAGAAACGUGGGGAGACUUCACGGCACAGCUUAGUGAUAGCAGUGAUGAGGACAGCAUUGUCGCUAUGGCACCCUAUCUCAAAUCAACUCCAGCAAAAGAUGAGGGGAAAGUGGGGAUGAAAAGAAAGAAGAGCGAGAAGACAGCGAGUGGAGAAGUCCUUCUGUCUCCUCCUCCAACCUCAGCUCUCGUUGCCAAACUCUUCCCAAAGCUCAGGCAGCCUGAUGUCAAACAAAAGCAGCAAAUCGAGCAUGAGGAGAAGGCCCUCCAUGCCAAGGCUGAGAGACCUGCAGGAGAAGGCUCCCAGGCAAGGCUCCUCAGGGAUCGACUCACCCAGCUGGAGAAUGAGAUUGAGAGAUUCAGGAAGGAGAACCUCCUCCUUGCCAAACUCAGGGAAGAAAGAGAGAAGGGAUUAGAGUCCAUGAAGAAGGAGAUGGAAGAGUUUCAGAAGCAGAAAGCAGAAGAGUUGCAGAGAAUUCAAGAAUACAAAGAUGAGGAGACAAAGAAACUCAAACGAGAGAGGAAGAUGUUUGAGAAACACCAGAAGACAUUAAGAACCAUGCCUGAUAAACGAGACAGAGAAGAAAUUGAGAUGCUUAAACACCAGCUGGGUGACCUUCAAACAGAGCUCAAGCAACGUGAGUCCAGAUGGAACGCAUCAACCAGGAGGCUCAAAGAUCGGACCGUUGCCUUGGAAACUGAGAAUACUGAACUCCGGGAGGAGGUGAGACUCAUGGAGCAGAGAAGACUAGCUGCCUGGAAGAAGGAGGAGCAUAACAAGGGAAAGCCUAUCUAUGCACAGCCCUCCUCAAUACCAAAACCAAAACCGAGUCCCCCCGCAAGACAUGAACAUCAAACAAUGGAACAGUCCAACAAUAAUAACAUCAACAAGAAGAGGCCAGGAAGUGAGGACCGUCCCAUUAUUAGAAAUGGGGAUAGUCAGCAUCACAGAGGGAGUGCAAAGUCCAGGACCAUGUCAGAGAGCUCAGAUGAUGAUGAUAGUGAUAAUGAAUACCUGCAAGCAUACCCCGCACCUAGAAUGGAACCUUCCAAGCAGGAUGAUGAUAUAAUUUAUGAGAGCCAAAUAGCUCUCAGACGGAGUCGAUCGCCGUCAGACCGCGAGCCACCUCCCAUCCCGGUACCCAAUGAGAGAACCCCGCCCCCUGCCCGAACGAAACCCUCGUCCCUCUCCCCCUCUUCAACAUCCUCCAUCCAGCCCACCCCUCUAACCAGAAGUCCACAGCACCUACCUCAUCCCAGACCAAGAGGCUCACCACAUAGAGACAUGCAGAAUGGGCAUGGGUUCAACCAUGGGGUUGCAGGUAAAGGGGUGGUCAGCAUACACCAAGAUGGAGGAGAUGAUGAGGAUUAUGAAGAUGUUGUACAUGGAGAUGGAAAGGUUGAGCAGAUCAACCCAGAUGGGUCAAGAGUUCUGACCUUCUCCAAUGGAACGAGGAAAGAAAUCAGUGCUGACGGUCAGACCAUAAUCAUCUCUUUCUUCAAUGGGGAUGUCAAACAGAUCCUACCAGAUCAACGUGUGGUAUACUACUAUUCAGAGACAAAGACAACUCACACUACAUACCAAGAUGGCUUGGAAAUCCUCCAGUUCUCAAAUAAUCAGACUGAGAAGCAUUAUCCAGACGGUACAAAAGAGAUCACCUUCCCUGAUCAGACUAUCAAGUACCUCUUCCCUAACGGUGGAGAGGAGAGCGUGUUUGCGGACGGCACCGUCCUCAGAGUUGACCCCAACGGUCAUCGGGUCAUGGAGUUCCCCAACGGUCAGCGAGAGAUCCACACUGACCAAUACAAGAGGAGGGAGUACCCUGAUGGCACAGUGAAGACCGUCUACCCCGAUGGCCGCCAGGAGACCAGGUACUCUAGCGGUAGAAUCAGGAUCAAAGAUAACACUGGGAACAUCGUAGUGGAUAGGAAGGGCUGAGGUACCAUGGUGAACAGUCCUGGGGGUGUUUCACAAAGCCUUUUUUCAAUGAAAAAUGACAAAAAUCAGUGACAAAUCUGCUGAUAACCAAUCAGAAGCGAGGAUUUCAGUAGCUUAUAACAACAACUGUCAUUUGUCACUAAUGACAAGUUUUGUGAAACACCCCCCCAGGAUGUAACAUCCCAUGAACCCAUUUUCUUCUGGAUCCAGAUGGCUUCUGUAUUACCAGCCAUUGCUCAUUGGAGAGUGAGAGAAUCCCAUGGUGAAGAGGUUCAAAGUGAAAAGCCAAGGAAGUAUAUUCCCCAUGUCCUUUUGAUGGGUGUUUUAUUUUAAACUCAUCACUCCAACAACAACAACAACAACAAAACCUACACAGAAACAGACAGUUAUUAAGCUUUUGAAAGCUUCCAAAGAACUAUGGAGAACUUCGGCCUUGGGAAUACUCACCCCUUCACGAAAAGAUUUUAACUUUUCGUUCACUGUGAAUCGUCGUUAUUACUUAAGAUAACCCUGUAGAGAAAGACCACCUGCCAAUACAGACUGCUUUUUUUGUCUUUGUGAAGUGGUCUUUACGUACAAGUUUUAUUAUCACCCAACUGGAGAAUGAAAUGAUUUUUUUUUUUUUACUCAAGAGUGAUCGCCGAUGGACAUUUUUCUAAGUAUGUUUUCCUCUAUACCUCUAUGGCCAGCAUCUUUAAAUAUAAUUAUUGCUUAUAUUUUGCUUUGUAACUUUCUUUUUCAUUUUCUUGCCAUUAUUGCACCUAUGUGUAUAAAUUUCAUAAUUUUGUGCUUCUUUGAUUUUUUGCCAGUAUUUUCUGGGAUUGAUUUUGUUUAUUUGACUGAUUUCAUGGUUUUUGCUUAUACCUCGCAUAAUGAGUUUGGCCAGUUUUGUAUGUGAGGACAUCAAUGUACUAACCCAAAGUUAAUUAUUCACUUGCCCAGAUUUAAAGGCAUUUUAUUUAUUACAAUUGUGCACAAGUUCUAACAGGUGCUGAGACUGGCAGCCAUAAUAAAAUGAUAUGAAGAACUUAUAUUGCACCAUUUAUAAAUCACAUGCAAUUGUUUUAAUUGGUGUAAGCCAGUGAAGCUUACACUGUCCACUGGUAACGCACCUUUUCAAAGACAAACUCAACUUGGCAAAAUCUCUAAAAUACAGUACAUGCAAGAAAGGGCAAGAUUCUUUCUAUAGCCACUGUAGCCUGUAAAUAUAUACCGGUAUUGCUGGUUUUGAGCUGUUCAGAAAAUGAAAAGGACCUGCUAUUCGGAGCAGUCAAGGUGCUAAAUGACUACAGGUCAUUUUUACAGUGUAGUUUACAGCAGCGACAGAAAAUGAAAAGUUGUGAAAUUAAACCAAACCUACACCAAAACUUACUGAAUAUUUGCCAACUUUUUAUUUAGAUAAUGUGUACCUGUAUUAGGUUAGUAAUGGACAUAGAACGAUAGGGAAUGAAGCUACUAGUCCUAAUCCUAAUGCAUGAUGUGCAGUCUUAUAUGAAUUGUGCUUCUCAGUAAUUGUGAUCUCCUAUAAUUUUUUAUAGAAAAGGAAAUGAGUUUGUGUACAUGUGCUGGUCUGCCUAAGCCAUCUCUUUCAUGAUGAUGAAUUAUUCAACCAGUUACUCUUAAGAUGCAAUACACUGGUUUACUAACAUAUUCAAAUUUAUGGAUGCAUCUUUCCUGGGGACCUAGUGAUGAGUUAUUCAAUUAACCUGUUAUUAAUGAAUGAACUACAAUACUCGGGAUCCAGUCUGUAUGUAUUACUUGUUGCUAUGUCGGGCAACUCUUGCCAAGCUUUCAUGCUGUCAAGAACAACCUUUGUUUAAAAAGUAUUCUUGAAAUUGGAAUAUGUUGGUAAACUGGUCUAUUCAUUAACCAGAACCCAAUGUUGUGGCAAAGAAUUGUCAGAUAUCAAACCGCCUCAAAAGGAAAUGUUAGAAAAAUGUCAAACUUGAUACUACUUUAUCUGUGAUUAGACUGAAAUGAUUAGAUUAAAUACUUUUAGAAGACAGUACCGAUUUCUGUAGUAAAUGUAGUACAUAUACAGUCUACCUCUCUCUGUAUGUCAAUACUAAUUGUAGCUGAACAUGAAUGACUUUUUAUAGAAAUCAGCAUGUAUUUAGAUGUAAGUAUAAAAAUUCUUCAUCAUCACAAAAAUGAAGAUGAUACUAGCAUACAUGUAGUUGCGUAACUUGUAAUUAUGAAUUUGAUAUCAUUUCAACGUCCAUGAAACAUAUGCAAAGAUAUGGUGCCAUUGCAAGUUGAAUUUGUAUUUGUCUUAUGAAUUGAACAAACACAUUAAAAUCUCUGUUUGUACAUUUUUGUUUGAUAGGGGUGUUGCUCUAUUUAAAUUAGGUCAUGUCUAGGCCCAUUAAGGCUCAUUCACAUUGUGUAAACUUUUGUGUUAAACAAAAUAAAAAAUAACAUGAGCAUAAUGUGCUUUACAUUUCUGUAUCUUACAACACAACGAUGAAGUACGUACGCAUGUUAGGAUCUUUGUUGCGCACAACUGCUUUCGUCAUCCCCACUUGCCAUUCAUGUACAUGUUAAAAAAGAAAAAAAAUUUGCUGUGGUUUUGCUUGUCACGUGUGAACGGGUCAUUUGAGAGUAAAUUGAUAUUUUAUGGGGUUCAUUUUUAAUGGUUAUCAAAGUCUGUUAUAGCUUUAUCUAUAGAUGUGUGGUCAAAGCGGUUCCUUUAAGUUUAGAUCAGCAUUACUCGCUGCAGACGUGAUAUUUACUUUGAGAAUCCUUAAGUAUUGUAUCUUGGAAAAUAGUACCCUUUUCGACUGCAUUCAUCAUGAUUGGGAUAUUCAAGUUUAUCUUAUUAAUGGGAUGUCCUAAUUGGCCUGAUGUCAAACUGGUGAACUUUCUACAGUUAUUACUUUGUGACUGUAUUUGCCCAAAGUUGUUAAGUAGAAAGGGCUAGUCACAAAUGACUCUUAGAAAAAUAAGAUAACGAUAAAAUCUCUUGGCGGUUCAACAUUUUCUGCAACGGGCUAUGUUAUUAAAAUCAUUAUUGUGUAUGUUCAGAACCUGAAGGGGUGUUAACUCUGUAAUAUAGUAAUGAGUUAAUGCCUUUCUGGCGCCAGACUGACUAUCUAUUUUUUGUGACCCUUCCUUUCAUAGAUAAGAAAUCUAUUGUUCCACUUCUACUCCUUCUGUUAUCUAAGGGGGGUAAAUUAAAUGUUCAUGCUAUUCUUCACUCAAUGAAGAAGAUGUAAUAAUUUUCAGAAAUGUAUUUAGCCCUGUAGAGCAGAUGGUAGUCGAAGUUGAACAAGUUGAAUUUUCCCUAAGUGAAAGCCAUUUUUUAAAACCAAACUAUGCAAAACAUGUGAUAUUUACACUUCCUGAGACAAAUAGUCUAAUUGAUAUUUGCAGUCCCAGCAGAUUAGACUUCUGCAGAGUGAACUUUAUUUCUAGAAAAAUGCUAACCUAGGGGGAGAGUUGGGGUUGAUUUGCAAGUAUUUAAAAAAAACAUUUGUUUAUACUUUGUUCUAUCCCUGCCAAAAGCAAUACCAGUAAUGCAUUUAAGAAAUAAAAUAGUGUUUAGUUUUCAGUCCUAUAACCUGUUCCCUUUAUGAAAUAGAUGCUUUUAUAUGUUCCUGUUGGAUGAAUAGGCCUCUCAUUUUCUUUGGUGGACAUCUACAUGUAUAUAUUCAUAUAUAAUAUUUAUUUCACGAAUUGCUAAAAAAUAUACAGUAAUUAUGGAUGAAAGUUCAUACUUGCACUGAAAUCAUUAAACUUUUGGACACCCUUGAGUAGUAGUUUGAUUAAAAGAUAAUAAUAUGUUCACUAAUGUACAUACAACUAUAUAUUUAUGUGAAUGUGUAAAUAGAUUAAAGAUAGCAUUUAUUGAACAAUGUGUGGCUUAUGUGGACACGCAGCUAUUAAUAAAAUACUUUGAUAGAAAAAUAAAA